CAAUUUUUCACUGUAUGGUGAAAUUAUGUGACGUUCAUUUAAAAUAAAAAUACGGUUACAUGGUUACUUAAAAAAAAAUAUAUAAUUUGCUAGCGUUACCUAUUGCAUAGACCACUAGCACAUGCAUAAUGGUGCACACGGUUAUUUAAUCUAAUGUAAUUCAAUUCAAGUAGAUCGGAUUGACUGUGAAAUCGGAUUUACUGUGAAAUCGCAUCUGAUACUGAAUUUGAAGAGAUAUUUGUCCCCCUUGUGAUGCUGCCGCUUAAAGAUAAAGACCGUCCAGUCAUCAGGAAGCUGUUGGCUGCGGGAUGCUGUGGAAGAUGCGUCCUCAGGUUCUGUUGUGUAGGAAAGUAUUCGUCGUAUCAGCCCUGCUGUGAGGACAUACGUAAAGAGCUCUUGGCGUUCCUCAGUGAGGAGGAUGGUGAGCGAUCUCAGGAUGCACAGACGGAGGAUCCACCGUGUAAGAAAUUGAAGACGGAGCCGUCGUCUGAAGAGGACGCGGGCACGGAGGAUGCGUCAGGGGUGUGUGUGGCGUGUGUCGGGGUGCUGCAGCAUUUCUGCGAUCAGAGCUAUGCCAAACAGGUGUCUGAGGUUGUGAAGAAACAUGAGUACCAUUUUGACAGUCUGAUGCUGGCCGUCUCUGUUCCUGCUCAGCUGUCCGUCAGAGAGCAUUCCUGCUGGUUGCACAUCAAGAAGGAAAUCAGGGAGAAGAGCAUGUGUCUGGAUAAAGAGGACGUGGUUCAGGUGAAGGACGCCUUCAAAUGGGCCAUACAGGGACUUGUGGGAAAAGAACUGGGAGCAUCGGUUCUCACUAAUAGUGCAUUCGAGGUCAGCGUCGGGUUUGCGCAUCCAGAAACAGACGGAGACUGCCACUUCCUGGCUACGGAGUGUCCGGAUUGCUUCAAGCCGACGAAGAACAAAGCGUCCGUGUUUACUAGGAUGGCGGUGGUGAAGGCGCUGGAGAAGAUCUCAGAUGCGAAGUUCCUCAGACAUUACCCGUGUCCACCUGUCUCCCCGUCUAGCCGGUGCACUCCGCGUGAGACCACGUGCCUGCACGCGUCUGUAUUUAUAGCAGGGAGGUAUAAUAAGUUCUCCCGAGAGCUUCCUCAGACCCCCUGGGUGAUCGAUGGAGAAAGGCGUAUGGAAGGAUCGGUGGAGGAGCUGAUUGCCAAUCCGCUGCUCUCCGCCUUCAAGGCAGACGGGUUCAACUUCUGCUCAUCCGGGAGAGAAGACGUGGACGUACGGACUUUAGGGAACGGACGUCCGUUUGCCAUCGAGCUCCUGAAUCCACACCGUGCGAAGUUCAACAAAGCCGAAAUCAGACAGCUUCAGGAGACCAUCAACACGUCCUCAGACAAAAUCCGAGUUCGAGACCUGCAGAUCGUAUCCAGAGACGCUACAAGUCGUAUGAAAGAAGGAGAAGAGGAAAAAACCAAGUCGUACAGCGCCCUCAUCUGGACGCAAAAGCCCAUUACUCCGGCCGAUCUGGACUUUUUUGAAAACGUCAAGGAGCUGCAAAUCGAUCAGAAGACCCCACUUCGUGUCCUCCAUCGGAGGCCACUUGCUGUCAGACAAAGACUCAUCCACUCCAUGAGCGCGAGCUACCUGGAUGUGCACCACUUUACCCUGCAGCUGCGCACACAGGCUGGGACCUACAUUAAAGAGUUUGUGCACGGAGACUUCGGCCGGACGAAGCCCAACCUCGGGGCCCUCAUGGAGACAGAGGUGGACAUUCUGGAGCUGGACGUGGAGUCAGUGGAUGUGGACUGGCCUCCUUCUGUACCGGAGUGAGCGACUGAAACCCAUCCUGAGGAAACUAUCAAAGCAGCGCUCUGGAAGAACGAGCUCAGUGCGAAGUUGAUGAUGUCACCACAUGAUGUCAUCCUUCUUUGUAAUGUGUUGCUUCUGAAAUUGAAACAUGAUCCUGACUCUCAUGAUGUCGUGUAUAUUUUCUGUUAAUAAAACAGCAAAACACACAA
Silurus meridionalis is the source of this 1979-nucleotide messenger RNA. It is a transcript of the gene pus10, whose product is annotated as pseudouridine synthase 10. The record is from RefSeq and is a predicted model, not a curated record. Gene Ontology annotation, molecular function: RNA binding; pseudouridine synthase activity. Lineage: Eukaryota; Metazoa; Chordata; Actinopteri; Siluriformes; Siluridae. Bases 253 to 1791 code for a protein of 512 amino acids. The transcript has 18 exons. Gene Ontology annotation, biological process: tRNA pseudouridine synthesis.